CUUUAAUACUGGCGGCCAUUUUACCACAGGUAAGCACGUGGUUUUAGUAUACGGAGUCGUUUCUUUUUUUGUCACGUGUUAUACGGAGAUAGUAGAGAAAGAUGUCUACUUCUUUAAGAGCCUCAUCUAGACUGCAACUUAUCUCUACUGAUGAUUGUUUCUAUUUAGUGCCCACCUCUGGUAAUAUUGAUAAAGUGUUGGAGAUUACGAAAUUUGACUGUCAACUGCAAUUAGUGGAUAGAAGUAAAGUGUCAACUAUUAAUGGAGAGAGGAGGGACUGUCAGUUAUUAAUUGGAUUAAUUAGAUUAUUAGGAGGUCCUUAUUUAUUAGUUGGUACUCAGUACAGGUUGGUAGGUAUCAUUAACGGACACGAGAUGACUAAUUAUGAUGUCAUACCAUUUGUUAAGAGCACACUCCAUUUAACACAAUCACAGGUUAGGGAUAUACACAUGUACAUGGACACUCUCUCUCUCUUUUCCUAUUACUGUAUUGUAUGCAGUGACAGUGUUUUUAUAUUGAGGAGCAAAUUUUGAUUUUUAAUUACAUGUACAUACUACAUACAUGUACAUGUAAUUAUGUAAAGUGUUAAUUAACUUUCACUUUAAGUAUUAUGAGUACAUGUAUACAGUAUAGUCUCUCUUAAUGGACACUCUCUAUAGCGUAUGCCUCCAUUUAACGAACA
Amphimedon queenslandica is the source of this 682-nucleotide messenger RNA. Its product is annotated as phosphatidylinositide phosphatase SAC1-like. The record is from RefSeq and is a predicted model, not a curated record. The coding region runs from base 102 to 533 and encodes 143 amino acids. Lineage: Eukaryota; Metazoa; Porifera; Demospongiae; Haplosclerida; Niphatidae. The transcript has 4 exons.